ACACUGCACAAAAGCUCCUACCCCUUAAUUCCCUGCUUGUUACUUUCAAGAUUUAGCAACUCAUUUUUCUCUACUUAAUUAUCCCUCUUUACUGUUUUCCUUUGCUUAUAAGAAAACACAAAAUCGCAAGAAAUAACUGAUCAGACGAAUUCAAAAAGAAGGUAAAGAUGGAAGAAGAUUGGGGUGAUAUUUUUAAUGGCCUUCAAGAAAUUGACAGUGAACAAGAAAUUCAAGAAACUGAAACAGAUGUUGGAGAAGAUACUGAAUAUUUCGUCGAGCAAAUGCUUAAAAAAGAAACAAAAAUUACCAUUGCUGGACUCAACAACACAGUUUCUUCAAGAAUUAUCCGCCAUGCCUGGCUUCUAGAAGCUCGCCAUAUUGCAAUCGACAACAUUGUUAGAACGGGAGGAAAAUUUGCGUUCAGAAAAAUCACAGCAUACACAGCAGUGAUUUAUGUUGACAGGUUUUUUUCAAUAAUGCAAGUAGAAAGUGAAAGAAUCUGGAUAGCAAAGUUACUGUCAACGGCAUGUUUACAUUUGGCUGCUGAUAAAUGGGAGGAUUUUGAAGUAUACUUACCAGAAUAUGCGGAAUUUACCAAUUUUGAUACGAGAACCAUAAUCAAUAUGAAGGACUUUGUUGUUAAAGAAUUUGGAGGGACAAAGACUUGUGUUACUCCUAUACGUUUUAUCAAAUAUUUCAUAUCAAAAUUCUGCAAAGAUGAUUCAAGAAUAGAGUACGCCAAAAUCAAAACUGUGGAAGUCAUCAUGAGUACACUUGGAGGUAAUUACUACUAA
Molecule: messenger RNA, 794 nt
Organism: Lycium ferocissimum
Lineage: Eukaryota; Viridiplantae; Streptophyta; Magnoliopsida; Solanales; Solanaceae
Product: cyclin-D5-2-like
Exons: 3
Coding region: 168-794 (208 amino acids)
Source: RefSeq, a predicted model, not a curated record